This is a messenger RNA of Bradysia coprophila, 1702 nucleotides long. Its product is annotated as prenyl protease type I. Gene Ontology annotation, biological process: CAAX-box protein processing. The record is from RefSeq and is a predicted model, not a curated record. Lineage: Eukaryota; Metazoa; Arthropoda; Insecta; Diptera; Sciaridae. Gene Ontology annotation, molecular function: metalloendopeptidase activity.
CAUGUUGAAAUUUAUAUUCACCAUUUUUUAGUAGACGAGGUUGACAAACCUCUUUUUGGCUGAGAAGAGUAAGCUGGGCUAAAAUUUAUAGUUACCGAAGAAACUCCGCUAAAAUGGAUUUUACUUCGCAAUUAAAAAGCUAUCUGUCCGGAGAUGUGAUUCUGUACUACAUAAUCGGCUUCAUUUUACUCGAAAAUGUUUUUGAACUUUAUCUGAUAAUGCGGCAAGUCAAUGUUUACAAGACUUCAAAGAAGGUGCCGGUCGAGCUGAAAAAUGAACUAACAAUGGAAACGUUUGACAAAGCUCGCCUGUACGGACUGGACAAAUCUCAAUUUUCGAUUGUGAAAUCGAUUCUGCUAGAAGUAAUCCUGGUGCCAUUGGAACUGUACUACGGCGUACUCUCGUUAAUGUGGUACAAGAGCCAGGAACUUACCGCUCAAUUGAAUUUGAAUCCUGACAGUGAAAUUCAGACCAGCUGCGUAUUGAUUCUCGUACUGACCGUUGUCAGUUUGGUCAAGGAAAUGCCGUUCACAAUUUACAGCGUAUUCGUGUUGGAAGAAAAACAUGGUUUCAACAAGCAGACGGCCGGUUUCUUUGUGAUCGAUCAACUCAAGUCACUUGCACUCAGCAUUACGUUAACUCUGCCGAUAGCUAGUGCUGUUAUUUACAUUGUGCAGAUUGGUGGACAGUAUUUCUUUGUGUGGUUGUGGUUGUUCGUCGGAAUCGUUACGCUGCUAUUCGUAACAAUUUAUCCCGUUUUUAUUGCACCACUUUUCGACACCUAUCGACCAUUGGAUGAUGGUCCGCUAAGAAAAUCGAUCGAAGAAUUAUCAGCUAAAUUGAAGUUCCCAUUGAAGCAGUUGUACGUCGUGGAAGGAUCCAAGCGUUCAGCUCAUUCUAACGCUUACUUUUACGGACUGUGGGGAUCGAAGAGAAUCGUCUUAUUCGACACAUUAUUGAUCAACAAAGGCAAGCCAAUCGAAGAGAAUAAAUCUGAAGAUGCAACAGAAGGAGAUACCCUACUACCCGCUAAAGACAACAAGGGUUGCGAAGACAGCGAAGUUUUGGCUGUUUUGGCUCAUGAGCUCGGACACUGGAAACUCGGCCAUGUAACCAAAAAUAUUAUCAUCUCGCAGGUGCAUCUGUUUCUGAUGUUCUUCGCAUUCGGCUACUUGUUCCACUUCGAUCCGGUUUACAGGGCUGUUGGUUUCAAAGAAGGCGAAAAACCAGUUUUGGUUGGACUAAUUCUGAUCUUCACCUACAUAUUCGGUGCUUACAAUUCACUGAUCACAUUCGCCAUGACCGUAUUGUCCAGGAAAUUCGAGUAUCAAGCCGAUGAAUUUGCACAGAAAUUGGGCUACAGCAAUGAAUUGAGCAAGGCGCUGAUCAAAUUGAAUAUUGACAAUUUGGGUUUCCCCAUCUACGACUGGAUGUACUCAUCAUGGUCGCACUCACAUCCAACACUGUUGCAGCGAAUGGACCGAUUGAAGCAAAAUAAGAAGACGAAUUAGAAGCCGACUGUUGCUUGAUUAAAAAAAAAACAUUUUCCAAAAAUAAUUUAACGACUGAACAGAAUUGAAAUGGCGUGUGUUUGCGAUGGUUUUUACGACGUGUUCAUGGAUGUGUUUUGUGGUAAAUUUCUUUCGGCGUAUGAGCGUAAGUUAAUUCAAUAAAUAAAGCCAGUAAGUCAUUUCGCUAAAAA